CGGCGCGCGGAGAUGCCAAGUUGGAAGGGACCUUGGGGGCGGUGGAGAAGUGACUUUCCUCCUGGGUCAUCUGGGCACUAAGAAUGAAAGGUAGGAUUCGAACCCAGGUCCUCCAUCCCGGAGCCAAGGACGCUUAUCCACUGUAGUGGCACAAGAUCGGCCUCUUUUGGAAGGAGAGGUGUGAGUGAGAAGGGGAAGGAGAAAGAGAGGGGUUUUUCUCCUUUGACCCUCACAACAGCUCUGGGAGGCCAUGGCAGAGGUGGCGGCGGGCCCGAGUGCCCCGCUCUUGCCGCAGCACCAGUACAUCUGCUCCGCCUGUGGCCUGCUCUACAACACACUGGAGGAGGUCUUCCUGCACCAGCAGCAGCACACCCAGCCCAGCCCCGAGGAGCCCCGCCCAGUCAGCGGCUCCCUGCCCCAGGACGGCCACUUCCAGUGCUUGGAGUGCUCCGAGCUCCUGCUGUCUCAGGAGGCCCUGCUGGCCCACCAGGACGCCCACACCCGGGACUCAGACCCUCCCAUCGGCCCCCUUCAGGGCCAGGUCCAGUACCACUGCGGCAACUGCGAGGAGCUCUUCCUGUCCCCUGACCUCUGGCUGGCCCACUGUGAGGCCUGCCCUGCCCCCGAGGAGACAGAGCCGCUGCCCCCCUCGCCUGUGGCCACGAUGGACCCCUACGAGUGCCCCGAGUGCGCGCAGCUGCUGGACACCCCUGAGGAGUUCUUGGAGCACCAAGGGACCCACUUUGCCUCCCUCGAGAAGGAAGAGGCCGACGGAGGAGAGGAGGAGGAGGGGCCCCGCACAGAGGGGGCAGCGGCCGAGGACGAGGGAGCCACCCACGUCCGCCAGUGCGGCGAUGGCCAGGGCUCCUGGGGAUCGGGGGAGGAGCUGCGGCGGCCCCGACGGGCAGCCCACGCCCCAGCCGCUGCCCUCCAUCGCUGCGCCCAGUGUCAGCGUGGCUUCAGCUCUGCCAACCGUCUCCUGGCCCACGGCCGCGCCCACGUCGGGGGCACCCACGAGUGCCCCGCCUGCUCCAGAGUCUUCAAGAAGGCCGCCUCCCUGGAGCAGCAUCUCCGGCUGCACCGGGGCGAGGCCCGCUACUUGUGUGUGGACUGCGGCCGGGGCUUCGGGACAGAGCUCACGCUGGUCGCCCACCGCCGGGCCCACACGGCCAAUCCCCUCCACCGCUGCCCCUGUGGCAAGACUUUCUGCAACAUGACAAAAUUUCUCUACCACCGGCGGACCCACGCGGGCAAGAGCGGGGCACCCCCGCCGCCCCCUCCUGCACCGCCCCCGCCCCCGCCGCCGCCUGCUGCCUUGUCUUGCCCACACUGCGCCAAAGCCUUCUCCUCUGCGGCCCGGCUAGCCGGGCACCGGCGGGCCGUGCACUCGCCGCCUGAGCGGCGGCACCGCUGUGGGGUCUGCGGGAAAGGCUUUAAGAAGUUGGUCCACGUGCGCAACCAUCUGCGCACGCACACAGGCGAGCGGCCCUUCCAGUGCCAUGCCUGUGGGAAGACCUUCGCCUCACUUGCCAACCUCAGCCGCCACCAGCUGACCCACACGGGGGCUCGCCCCUACCCCUGCCCCGACUGUGGUAAGCGCUUCACCCAGAGUUCCAACCUGCAGCAGCAUCGGCAGCUGCACAGCCGGUCUGCAGCCUUCUCACGGGCCUCACGCCUCCAGGCUCGUCUGGCCGCGGUCCGGAGCCUGUACGGGAAGGGGGCGGCCAGCAGCGGGACGCCGGGCCGGGCUGGGCAGCGGCACCCCCGGCGGGGCCGCGUGGGGCGGGAUGAGCCCAAACCCCAGCCCAGACCUGCCGCAGCCCCCAACCCACCAGCCCCAGCCCCGCAGCAGACCAUCAUGUGCACAGAGCUGGGUGAGACCAUCGCCAUCAUCGAGACUUCGCAGCCCCUUGCCCUGGUGGACACGUUGCAGCUGUGCCAGGUGGCACUGGGGGCUGGGGGGCUGCUCCACCUGGACGCCGCUUUUGUGUGACAGGCCGAGACAGGGCGGGGCUGGGUUCUUAAUAAAUGAGUUUGCAUUGAUGUCACUAUGUUAACGAAGUAGAAAUUUGCCUUCUUCACAUGAUCACAGAUUGAGAAGGAGAAAAGACUGUGCCAACCCCUCCUUUUUAGGUCAGGAAAUCAAGGCUUCCGGAAUCCAGUGACUUGUGGGAGCCAAACUGAGCCCCUCUUGUCUGCCUCAGGUCUCCAGCUUCUGGGGGACCGAGGCUGCUCACACCGCAGAGCUUGUUUCUCCAUUACCUAAAGGGUGGCAGAGGAGAUGUGCCUCGAGGUCAGGUGGGCGUCCUUCAGCUUUGUGGUGGUCGUGGUCCCUAGCUGCCCCGUGAGAUCUAGUUUCCAAGGCCCUUCCUGGGCACAGAAAUUAAGUGAAUUAGGAUACCAAAAAGCAUCCACAGUGACCCCACAGAGAAUCUCAGCACUAGCUCAUUUUGUCCACAAGUAUCUAACCUGUGGUCUGGCCCGACUACCCAAAGUAGCCCUUUCCCCGCUGGCCCUGUGCCCCCUCUCCAGGAGGAACAUCUCCAGGUCGCUGGACGUGGUGUGAUGUGGUUUGGACCCCAUUCUCUUCUCUGCCCAUCUCUCCUGCACCCUGGGGUUAUCAGGAGCUUCGGGUGCCUCAUCCAAAUGAGAACCUGAAACGUGAGUACUCCCCGCCUUGCCCUUCCUGAUGAGUGACCAGCCGAUCCUGUGCCCUUCAGGCUACCAGCUCACAAGUGCAGAGGAGAGAGAAACUGGGCCCUAAAUCUGCAUCUGGGGAGAGGGGGCGCUUCCAAGAGCAUCUGCCUUGGGAGAAGGCCCAUGAUGAAGUCCUGACCUUACCAACCCAAUAGGAGGGGGAGGGCAGAUGGCAUUCUCAUUUUCCAGAGAAGUAAAUCACCUUCACAUUUGGCAACUUGAGCAGGUCAUCCUUGUGAUGAGAAACCACCGCCCACUGUCCCUUUCUGCUCUCCUGAGUAGCCCUUUAGCAGAUAAGGAAACCUCACAGGGCAGAGCCCACUCAGCUGAACCCAAGGGAUCUGCCACACACGGCAGCUGAACAGACUUGUUCCAUCCGCAUCACCCAGCCCCACUCCCAGGAUGGUCUGAGCCGGCCGGAGGCACUUCCCUCGACAGUGAGUACCUCCACAGCAGUGUCCUGGGAUCGCCAAACGCCAGCCCAGGGAACGCCACUGUGUAUAGAAAAUCCCAAAAAGUCACCCGGUCCGUCAGUCACCAAGCAUUUACUGAACACCUACCACAUGCCCAGCGCUAGGAUUCAGAGAAAGGCAAAUGGCCAUCUCUGCCCCCAAGCUGCUCAGUCACGGGGGAGACGGGCAAACGAUGUCAUCAGGACCAUGCUUCUACUGGCUAAGUUGGGCGUAAUGUAAGGUACCAGCCCUGUGGGAGAUCCGGGAAUCCAGGGGAGCCAGGAGGCCGAGAGGGCCAGGCCCAGGCGCGGCCAGUGAGAAUGCCGAGUCAGGAGAUGCAGAAUCUUGUUUAGGAACAGCAGUCAGGAAGGCACUGUCACUAGAUGGAGACUGGAAAGGUUGGAAGGGGGCAGCUUAGGGAAGGCUUCGUUCAAAAGCCGAAGAGGGUUAUUUUCAUGUUUAUUGUGGAGCUGACUGGAUGGCUGGGGAGGGGAGGAUGACUUCAGGAAGAGCAAUCUGGCAGCAGUCCAGGGUGAGGCAAUGGUGACCUGCACCAGGGUGGGGGCCGUGUCAGAGGAGAGAAGGGACUCCUGGGUUGGGAGCCUGGUGCUGCCCUUUACCGUGACAAGCGGGGGCCGACGAGGUCAGUUUGGGACACACCGAAUUUAAGAUGCCCAAUAGGCAGUUGGAGACCCAAGGUUAGGAGAAGAAUCGUCAAGGAAACACAGCAGACUAUGUUGGGAAAAGAGGACCUGGGACAGAGCCUCGGAAGAGACUGAGGUCAGUCAGAGGAGAGCCAGGGAUUCAGAAAUGCCCAGAAGAGGGGCCCCCCAGCCAGAAGGUGAAGAGGGAAGGACAGAGGGAGGGGCCACCUCAGCCCUGCAGUGGACAACUGAGGAAACAGACCGGAAAGGGGGCGGGGCGCCGACCAACCCACACAGGGAGUGGCACAGGCCAGGUCUGAGCCUGCUCCUCGAACUUUGAGCCCACUCAGGACUCCCCACAGCCCUGUUCUGCCACCCUCGGGCCAGACCCUGCAGGUUCACAGUCCAGCGUCACACGGGCCCUUAUGGUUCCUACCCCGGCCCCGACUCCCCCUCCCCCAACACACGCACACCCCGUGAACAUUGGAGCUAUCUUUUCCAGAGAUGCCCAAGGUCACAACAACAGAGGGUCCGAUGUAGACAGUCUUGGUUUGCCCCGGGGCAGUGAAAGGCUGAUCCAGGGCAAGAAUGCAAGACUUGGCAUGGGGCCAUGUGUUCAAAUCUCAGCUGUGUGACUUUGGUCAGGUUACAGGAGUUCAGAAGGGAUGCCAGUGGGUGCCCUCGAGUCCGGCCUGAACUUCCACCAAUGACAGCCUUGACGUGAAGCCUCCCAAUGACAGAAUAGCAGAGGGAGAAGAAGGG
This is a messenger RNA of Vombatus ursinus (common wombat), 4555 nucleotides long. It is a transcript of the gene ZNF526, whose product is annotated as zinc finger protein 526. Gene Ontology annotation, biological process: regulation of transcription by RNA polymerase II. The record is from RefSeq and is a predicted model, not a curated record. Gene Ontology annotation, cellular component: nucleus. Gene Ontology annotation, molecular function: RNA polymerase II transcription regulatory region sequence-specific DNA binding; DNA-binding transcription factor activity, RNA polymerase II-specific. The transcript is spliced from 2 exons. NCBI's taxonomy places the organism in Eukaryota, Metazoa, Chordata, Mammalia, Diprotodontia, Vombatidae. The coding region runs from base 251 to 1993 and encodes 580 amino acids.